ACGCGGCAGUGACGGGCGUAGGGAUAGACUGCUCUGGUAGUCUGCGGAACGCGUUUCUGGGGUCGCCCUUGCCACACUGGCUGAUUGCUGCGUACCUGGCGCCAUGUCUGUGAGCGAAAUCUUCGUAGAGCUGCAGGGCUUUUUGGCGGCCGAACAGGACAUCCGAGAGGAAAUCCGAAAAGUUCUACAGAGUUUAGAACAAACAGCUCAAGAGAUUUUAACUCUACUGCAAGGGGUCCAUCAGGGUGCUGGGUUUCAGGACAUUCCAAAGAGGUGUUUGAAAGCUCGAGAACAUUUUGGCACAGUAAAAACACAUCUAACAUCGUUAAAGACCAAGUUCCGGGCUGGUGAGAUGGCUCAGUGGUCUAAAGCACCUACUUAGAACAAGCUUAACUAGAGCACAGGGACCGCGGUUCAAUCCCCCAGCACCACAGAAAUUCUUGGCAUUGAACCAGAUCGGGAGAAAGGUUUUCAUCUGGAUGUAGAAGAUUAUCUCUCAGGAGUUUUAAUUCUUGCUAGCGAACUGUCGAGGCUGUCUGUCAACUGUGUGACUGCUGGAGACUACUCCCGGCCCCUCCACAUCUCUACCUUCAUCAAUGAGCUGGAUUCCGGUUUUCGCCUUCUCAACCUGAAGAACAACUCUCUGAGGAAGCGCUAUGAUGGCUUGAAGUACGAUGUGAAGAAAGUGGAGGAGGUGGUUUAUGACCUGUCCAUCCGGGGCUUCAAUAAGGAAACAGCAGCAGCUUGUGUUGAAAAAUAGGAGGCUUUCCCUGCUCCUGGCCCUGCUGACCCAGCAGUUGCCAGGGAUGGGUGAGCACAGAGUGCCUCUUUCUGUAGUUA
This is a messenger RNA of Octodon degus (degu), 840 nucleotides long. Its product is annotated as translin-like. Gene Ontology annotation, molecular function: RNA binding; sequence-specific DNA binding; single-stranded DNA binding. The transcript is spliced from 2 exons. Lineage: Eukaryota; Metazoa; Chordata; Mammalia; Rodentia; Octodontidae. Gene Ontology annotation, biological process: RNA metabolic process. The record is from RefSeq and is a predicted model, not a curated record. Gene Ontology annotation, cellular component: nucleus; cytoplasm.